This is a messenger RNA of Rubroshorea leprosula, 1943 nucleotides long. The record is from the annotation of a GenBank genome assembly. Lineage: Eukaryota; Viridiplantae; Streptophyta; Magnoliopsida; Malvales; Dipterocarpaceae.
AAACUGUGUUUCAAAAAUCUGUUCAUAAUAUGACUACUAAUAACUCUGUGUUAAAUAGUGCAGGUUUGAAUGUUCAAGAACCUAAAACUGUCAAGCAAGCACUUAAACUUCCACAUUGGGUCGAUGCGAUGAAAGAAGAGCUAGAAGCACUGCACAACAAUAAUACAUGGACAUUGGUUCCUUCACCUUCACCUCAAACAAACAUUGUCGGCUCAAAAUGGGUGUUCAAGACAAAACUACAUUCUGAUGGAAGUAUCGACAGGUUUAAAGCAAGGCUGGUAGCACGAGGAUACUCUCAAGUGCCUGGGUUAGACUUCGAUGAGACCUUUAGUCCAGUUCUAAAACCAACAACUUUACGAUUGGUUAUUGCUCUUGCUACUACUCUAUCAUGGCCACUUAGACAGUUGGAUGUAAAGAACGCAUUCCUUCACGGCAAACUCAAGGAGGAAGUGUACAUUAGUCAACCACCUGGCUUUGAAGAUCCUAUUCACCCCAAUUAUGUUUGCAAACUCAACAAAUCGAUCUAUAGUCUAAAGCAGGCUCCAAGGGCAUGGUUUGAUACAUUUACCAUUCAACUCUUCCAAAUUGGGUUCUAUUGUAGUAGAGCAUAUUCUUCUUUGUUUAUUCUUCAUAGAGAUCAAGACAUUGCAUUGCUUUUGCUAUAUGUAAAUGACAUUGUUCUCAUAGCCAAUUCGUUGCAACUACUUCAAGAAAUUAUUAGCAAUUUGAGCAGCAAGUUUGCACUCAAGGAUUUGGGAUCUCUUAAUUAUUUUUUGGGCAUUGAAGUAAAUAAGUUUCCAGGAGGCAUUUUCUUGUCACAAGCCAAAUAUGCCAAAGACAUCCUCUGCCGAGCCUCCAUGCUUGAAGCCUCUGCUAUUGCUACCCCUAUGGCUAUUAAAGAUGCAACUAGUUUGAGGGAUAAUGAGCUCGUGAAUGCCCAGGAAUAUAGAAAACUGGUUGGAGCACUUCAAUAUUUAACAAUAACCAGACUUGAUAUUUGUCAUGCUGUUAAUAAAGUUUGUCAAUUCAUGCAGCAACCAACUCUCACUCAUCUUCGUCAAGUUAAACGCAUUUUACGAUACAUCAAGGGGACUAUGCAUCAUGGCCUACGAUUCUCUUCUCAUAGCACAUUGUCAUUAACAGGUUUUUGUGAUGCAGAUUGGGCUGGUUGUCUAAGCACUAGAAGAAGUACCACAGGCUAUUGUGUAUUUCUUGGGGCAAAUUGUAUUUCAUGGUCCUCAAAGAAACAACCUACUGUCGCUCGGUCUACAGCUGAAGCAGAAUAUCGAGCUUUCGCUUCUACCACAGCUGAGGUCACAUGGAUCACCUAUCUCCUUCGUGAUAUUGGAAUGUCUCUUCCUAAUCCUCCUCAAAUUUUUUCUGAUAACAUUAGUGCCUUACAUAUGUCUAUCAAUCCUGUGUUUCAUGCCCGCACGAAACACAUAGAGCUAGACUACCACUUUGUUCGGGAAAAAGUAGCCCUUGGUACUUUGGUCACUCGAUACAUUCCUAGUAGGGACCAAGUUGCUGAUCCACUUACAAAACCACUUCCACAUGCACAGUUCCAAGUGUUGAAGUUCAAACUGGGGUUGGUUGGAUCACCCACCUCCAGUUUGAGGGGGAGUAUGAAGAAGCAAUCAAUACAAGAGCCAAAUAAGGAAACAAAUAACAGCAAAUAUGAGCAAUCAAGAUCUGAAUUGAACAAGGAAACAGCAGCAAAAGAGGAAGGAAAUUAUCUGUCAUAAAGGAAAGAAAUUAUCUGUCAUAAAGGAAAGAAAUUAUCUGUCAUAACUCCCUAACGGUCAUAAUGCAGAAAUUGAGCAACAGUCAAAACAACAAUCUUCUGCAUAAUUCUAGGCAUGGAAACAUGUCAUGUAAAUAUUAUAUAUACAUAUGUCAUUGUACAGAAUAUCAUGAAACUGGAAUAUAAUUCAGUAUUCUUU